AUGGCUGCAUCUUCAACUUAUAUAGUAUCAUCGAUUGCCACUAUUAUUACGUUUUCACGUUUUAAAUUAUUAGUUGAUAUUGAUGGUCGUAGCUUAGGAACAUUGUUAUCAAUUAUACUAAAAGAACAUCAACAUUUAUUCGGUAUUGGAUUUGAUUUAGAUCAUGUUACUGAAAAUGCGACAAUGACGAAACCUAAUAAACUCAAAGAGAAACAAAUUAAAAAAACUCGUUAUCAAUUUAUUCCGGAUAUGUUUAAACCAAAAACAAUACCAAAAGCUGAUGCAUAUAUGAUGAAAUCUAUUAUUCAUGAUUGGAAUGAUGAGAAAUCAAUUCGCCUUACAAAUAAAAACUAUGAAUCGAAGACCAUAACUGGUAGUCAAAACGAUGGUAUUAUCGAAUGA
This is a messenger RNA of Didymodactylos carnosus, 402 nucleotides long. Lineage: Eukaryota; Metazoa; Rotifera; Eurotatoria; Philodinida; Philodinidae. The record is from the annotation of a GenBank genome assembly.